This is a messenger RNA of Biomphalaria glabrata, 2280 nucleotides long. RefSeq lists its product as uncharacterized. The record is from RefSeq and is a predicted model, not a curated record. Bases 129 to 1994 code for a protein of 621 amino acids. Lineage: Eukaryota; Metazoa; Mollusca; Gastropoda; Planorbidae. The transcript is spliced from 3 exons. Gene Ontology annotation, molecular function: protein binding.
UCUACGUAAUAAAACAACAACAUCCGUAUCUGAGCUACUGACUGAAGCAUCAUUUCAUCAGCUAGGAGUGUUAAAUAAUUUGUACACAAAGGCGAGAUUUAAAACAUCAAUGUUCCAGACAGACCGCAAUGAUGUAUAUUUGUCGAUGUAUUGUAAAGGGUUCUGCUUCUGAAACAAGGAGCCAACGUUCAAAUCCCGCCCACGUCGCUAGGAACAGCUCCGAGGACGUUCCUGAUAAAAAUAUUUCCCAAGGAAUUCUUCAGUCCGUAGGGAAGUUUUGGAAAAAUCACGAGCACGAAGACUUUCAAGUGAACAUCGAAGGAGAAUGCAUCAAGUGUCAUUCAUUUAUUCUCGCCUCUUGUUCGGAGUUUUUCGAAAGUUUGUUCAGAUCUAAUAUGAAAGAGAAACUAGACAUGAAAGUUGACUUACAGAAUAUUCCCCUGAACAUUUUUCAGCUGAUUCUCAAAACUCUAUACACCGGAUGUAAGUUGUUAAAUGUAGACAAUGUCUUGGAGGUUUGGUCAGCAGCUCAUCAGCUUCAGAUUCAUUUCCUGAUUAAACACUGUGAAGAUUUUAUUCUUGAAAACAUAACUCAAGAAACUGUAGAGACUUACAGAAAGCAGGCGGAUUUCCUUCAGUCUAAGAGAGUUUUUUUAGGAACACAUAAAUAUAUUCUAGAGAACUUUAGGACAUUAAGACAAACUGAAUUAUUUUUACAAUUAGAUGUUAAAGAAUUGUGUAGACUUAUUGAAAGUGACCAACUCAAUGCGAGUUCUGAAGAUGAAGUCUUAUAUUCAAUCUAUGAUUGGGUGAAUUAUGGCGACUUGACAACCCAGAAUGUCCAAGAAAUGGUAAAAGCGAAAGGUGCUGGCUAUAACACAGAUGAUAACUCAUCUAUUAAUGACAUGGAUGGUAAUUAUAAAGAAGAAAAACAAGCUCCGGCAGUUCCAAGUCAAGCCAAUGAAAGAAAAAAAUAUUUGCAUCAACUUGUCAAAGCGACCAGGUAUUUUCUGCUCUCUGAACCUUGUAUCAACAAUCUCUUUUGCAAUAAAUUAACAAAGAAUAACACGCAUGUUAAGAAUAUUUUGUUUGAAGCAUCAGCAUUUCAAAACAGUAACAAUCCUUACAGGUUUUGGCCAACUGCAGCCAUACAUCGUGAUAGCAGUACCUCAGAACAAGUUGGGGUCAUGUAUAAUUAUGGACUGGACGUUUUUUCCUUGAAAAGAAAUGGAUGGCUUUACAAUUCGGGCUCUUAUUUAGCCAAUGUAAAUCUCCAGCUAACAACUUUGAAAGACCAACUCUAUGCGCUUAACAACAAGAAUAAUAAAAUGGAGGUCUUACAUUUUGUGAACAAUAGCUGGGUCAGCGUGUUUCACUCUGACAAUGAAACAAUGAAUUUGUUUCUGUCACACGAUAAGUACAUUUACGUGUUCAGUUCUGACAAUUUAACUAUAAAAAGAUUUCAACCUCACAAUCCAGGGGCAACAACUGAACAGUUUCAUCACUCUCUAAAAAAUGCAAAGUACGCCAUGAGUUUUAAACGCUACAUUCUUGUCUUUGAGGAAGUGGAAAACGGCCAAACAGCCAAAGCACGAGUCCAUGGAUGGGAAACGGAAGCUUAUGUCUGGACACCUUCAGUUAAGCUUGAUAAUGUCUGGAAACUUUCAGUUAAGCUUGAUUUAUCUGCUGACAAUAUGACCCACUUUCAAGACGAGAAAUACGUGUACAUUCUAGACAAGUUUGGGCAUCUGUACCGCGUGGAGCACUCUGAAAAAAUUCAAUUCACAUUCAUUGUACAGAUCUGGGAUUUCGAAGCGGAGCUGAAAGGAGCUCUUCUAUUUAAGAACAAAUUGUAUUUAUGCGGCGUUUUCCCUGAGAAUGGGAAAUAUUACCACGAAGUGAAGGGUGUCUACUCGUCGCUCAAAGUUCUGAGAAUGUUUAGAACGAGGUCAAACUUUGUUCCUUUUGUAAUUGCAAAAACUCUUCUGAAAUGAGUGUGGUGAAAGCUUCUGACGAAAUUACCCCAAAACAAGGCGAAUAACUUCGCAAGGGAAGGAACAUAAUAUAACUGAGACUUUAUUCCUAGCACCGAACAUCGUGACAGCAUAUCAUCUUUUGUUUCAUCAACAUUGUAAUUUGUAAGCGUUAGGGGAAUUGUGACUAGAUAAUGAAUGGCAAUAAUUUUCAAACGAUAUUUCGAUGCUUUUAAAAUAUGAGCUUGGAGAAUGAUUAUAAAAAUAAAAUCUGUUCCAAACACUGAUAAAUCAGAAUUUAAAAGGA